Eremothecium gossypii ATCC 10895 is the source of this 1536-nucleotide messenger RNA. RefSeq names its product Stb3p (gene STB3). Bases 1 to 1536 code for a protein of 511 amino acids. The transcript has a single exon. Gene Ontology annotation, biological process: positive regulation of transcription from RNA polymerase II promoter by glucose. Gene Ontology annotation, molecular function: sequence-specific DNA binding. NCBI's taxonomy places the organism in Eukaryota, Fungi, Ascomycota, Saccharomycetes, Saccharomycetales, Saccharomycetaceae. The record is from RefSeq and is marked provisional. Gene Ontology annotation, cellular component: nucleus.
AUGGCUUCAGUUCUACUACUGCCACAUCAGAGACGCAAGCACAGACAGAAGCGCGCCAGGACUGCUAGUUACAGGAAGCCGAUGUCACAAGGAAGUUCGCCGAGCCCUGCUAUGGAAGUUGAUGGCCCAGAAUUCCCGGGGAAGACGGGAGGGCAGACGAUUGCGGAGAUGGGAGAGGAGCGCAGCGGAGCCGGGACAGGGAACACAGGCACGGGCGGGCAAAGCAGCGUCAGCGGCGCGGGCGGCAAGGCGGGAGCAUUAAAUACAGCGAAGCUGGUGCUGAGCCACAAGCCGAUCUCAACGUCGUCGCCGGAGGCGAUGGCGGCGGCGCAGCAGGUGACGCCGCAGAAGCUGGCGCAGCUGUUGCUGGCGAAGGGCCCGCUGGCGAUCCGAUUCAUCACGCAGGCGCUGACAGAAGAGAUACCAAGCUUCAAGGACCUGUCUGCGUCGAAACAGCGGCGCUUGAUCAUGGGGGCGCUGGAGGCGGGGGACCAGGAGAACUCAGUGGUGUUCGCGAAGAUCGGCUGGGGACAGUGGUCCGCGCGACACGUGAAGCCGCACCUGUUUAUCAAAGAGCGUGAGCUAACCAACGUCGCCAACAGCAAGGUGAAGGACGCGGGCGUGCACGAGGCGCGUCGCAGUAGCAGCAAUGCGAAGAAGGGCGGAAAGUCGGGCUCGUUUCUGAACGAGCUGAAGCGGCCCAUGCUCGCGGCGCCCACGGCCAGCAUUUACAUUGACGAGAAUGCCCUCGCUUCGGACGACGACGAGGAGGACGACGAGGAGGAUGAGCACGAUAUGCUGAACUACGAGAACCUCAAGCGCCGCCAGCCGAGUGUGGUCGCGGUCGAGCCCCCUGAGCUGAGCGAUCAGCAGGAGGUGCUGUUUCGCGCCCGGCUGCGGGCGCCCAAUGGCGGCAGCCGGCGCCGUUCCACCUCGAAGGUAAGGUCUGUAUCUGUAUCCAAGCCCGGCGCGCAUAGAGCCCCACCAGCUGCCGGCGACGCGGUCGAGGGGCCUUUGCGCCGUCUCUCGCCGUCGCAGGCCGACCGCAAAAGCACGAUAGAUAUAGCUACCCCUGAGGAGCCGCCGCACGAUGAACUGCUCUCAGCCAAUUCGGUCGCCAAGACGCGGCGCGCCGCCGCACGUCGCGACUCCUGGCUCUCGCGCAGCAAGGAGUCCUCCAUCCGGUCUACGCUCCUAUCGCACUCCAACUACAACAUCGUCUCUCCGCCUUCCCACGCCCAGCCGCCGGCCGAUCAUCAUCCACUGGGCCGCGAGGCGGACCAUUCGGAUACUGACGAGGAAGAUUGGGCCAGCAUUGGGGCGCCAGCCUUGCGUAAUAACAGCAUGCCGUCCAACCUUUCGUCCUCAUCUUCUCAUCAUGGCAACUCUGCAUCUGCCUCAAACGCUCACUCUGAGCAGGGCUCUCCGCACGCUAGACCCCUAAACUAUGCCAUUCCAAACUCUAUACCGCCGCGCCAGCAUUCACCACCCGACGCAGAGGAUGCUGCGUUUCUUCUCAUGAGUCUUAAGUCUUAG